AUGUCUCAGCAGGCUCAAUUGACAGAAAGCGACCAGCGCGAACUCGCCCAGUUUAUCCAAGUCGAAAAGGCUAGAGCGGAAAUUCAAGAAACCGUCCACACCUUGGCUGACACUUGCUGGGAUAAGUGCAUUUUCAAGGUUAACAACAAGAUGGAUCGCAGUGAGGAGACUUGUUUGGCCAACUGUGUCGAGCGUUUCCUCGACACCAGUCUUUUCAUUGUCAACCGCCUCGAGAGCAUGCGUGGUUCCGGCGUUUAA
Molecule: messenger RNA, 258 nt
Organism: Phycomyces blakesleeanus NRRL 1555(-)
Lineage: Eukaryota; Fungi; Mucoromycota; Mucoromycetes; Mucorales; Phycomycetaceae
Exons: 3
Coding region: 1-258 (85 amino acids)
Source: RefSeq, a predicted model, not a curated record